ACCAAUCAGCCGGCGGCAAACUUGAAUUGUCAAGCAAUCAAAUCUUGUCAGGACUUGUCGCAUGUGUGUAUAUUGACAUUUCAUACGAAUUGUUUGUAAAACAUUUUGAAUACACGAUCAACUAUACGACAAAUAUGUGGGCAUGAAAGCUAAAAGAUAACUCGUGCUUCAUAAGAUAAUAUACAGUCUGAGGAGAGGGGCAAACAGGUACAAAGUGUGACAACAAUAUGUCCCAUUUUAAUUUUGAGAAUGAGCUGAACAGUGUGUUGAGGAUGGAUGGACCCAUUACCAAAGGACCAGGCAUGCGUUUUGAGAGGAAGGCUGAGUGUAACCAGUCGGUCAACAGCUCUCUCAACAUCAGUACAACGACGAAAACACCGAUGAAGAAUCUUAACAGAUCAGUCAACAAUCCAAAGACGCCAUCAAAUGCUAAAACACCCAAAUCUUCAAAUCAAGCAAGGACACCGGGAGGAUCAAAAGCUCCAAAAACACCAAGUGGUGGAGACAGAUUCAUUCCAAAUCGUAGUGCUACACAGUUUGAUCUAGGACAUUUUAAAAUCACCACAGACAGUGCUAAUAGUGGGGAAGCAGACAAUUUGUUAAGUCCUUCACAGAAAGAGUACCAGAGAGUAAUGAGUGAGAACUUGAAUGGAACAGACAUUUCUAGCAACAAAAUUAUUUCAUACAAGACCAAGGCACCUAGUGCACCAGAAGGAUAUCAGAACAAUCUACGAGUUCUGUACAGUUCAUGCAAAACACCUGCUAGUUCAGUGAAGAAGACAAUACGUCACAUACCCCAAGUUCCAGAGCGUAUCCUUGAUGCUCCAGACAUCCUUGAUGAUUAUUACCUGAACCUGCUUGACUGGUCAUGUAACAAUCUCCUGGCGGUGUGCCUGGGUGGGAGUGUUUACCUGUGGAACGCCGCCACCGGGGAGAUUGACCAGCUGCUACAGAUGGAGAGUUCCGACCAAUACAUCGGGGCAGUGUCCUGGAUCAAGGAGGGCAACUAUCUGGCGCUGGGAACCAGCAAUGGGGAAGUUCAGUUGUGGGAUGUGGCUGCCAAGAAGCGAUUACGCAAUAUGACAGGUCAUGCCAACAGAGUUGGGGCUUUGUCUUGGAAUUCAUACAUUUUGAGCAGUGGUUCUCGUAGCGGAGCCAUUCACCAUCAUGAUGUGCGUGUGGCUGAGCACCAAGUAGGGACACUUCUUGGCCACACCCAGGAAGUGUGUGGAUUGAAGUGGUCCCCGGACGGGAAGUUCCUGGCCAGUGGAGGCAACGACAAUCUCCUGAACAUCUGGAAUGCCCAGCCGGGCAGCCCCCUCACCAACACCACACCACUGCAUACAUUCUCCCAACACCAAGCUGCUGUCAAAGCAUUGGCUUGGUGUCCCUGGCAGCCCCACCUCCUGGCCAGUGGGGGAGGGACAGCAGACCGACACAUCCGGUUCUGGAACUGUAGCACGGGACAGUGUGUGGACAGUGUAGACACCAAGUCACAGGUGUGUGCUCUGUUAUGGUGUAAGCAUUAUAAAGAACUGAUCUCUAGUCAUGGGUUUGCUCUGAAUCAGCUGACCAUCUGGAAGUACCCCACGAUGACCAAGGUGUCCGAGUUAUCAGGUCACACUGCGCGAGUGUUGCACAUGGCGAUGUCCCCUGACUGUCAGACUGUAGUAUCGGCAGGAGCAGAUGAGACGCUCCGAAUCUGGAAAUGUUUCACACUUGACGAACAAAAGAAGGCUGCCCAGAAAACGGCUGUCACUAAAGACAAAAAGAGUGUGUUCUCCAUGACCUCAAUAAGAUAGUGACGAGUCUCGUACAGGAUUGUGUGUGGUUGUGAGUGUUUUAUAUGAAAGACAUUGUGAAAAGUGAGAGUCAUUAUUUUUUGUGUUCGUUGCGACAACUCUGCAAUAUCAUAUCUGGUAUUACUUUAUUUUGUGUUCGUUUCAUUCUUUGUUCAUGAUUUCUAAAACUAGUAAAUCUUUUAAUAGCUUGUUUUACAAUAUUAAUCAUGAUUCUCAUUGUAAAAUUAUUAAAUACAUGUAUGAUCACAUGUACAUAUAUUAAAAAGGGUGCUUAAUACAUAUAUAAAGUAUUGAAUAAUGAAAACUUGAGAGUUCACUUAUUAUCAACUGGGUUUGUUUGUUGAAUGUGAUAUUUAUUUGAUUACUGAGAUGGGAUUUAUAAGAAUGUUGUCUUGUUAAUGAAAUAAAUAUAUAUUCAACAAAGAAGCCAAAAAAAAAAAAAAAAAGAUUUAUGAAACUAUUUGUGAAUGAAUUAGAAUUCAACGCUAUUAAAGCUUAUUUGUAUAUUUCAUCUAUACCAUAUGCAGUUAGUUUUUACUUUGUAAGAUCAUUACUAUUUACAAAUCAGAUAUUAUUAAAUAUUUUGUUAUUAAUGAGCUAUUACAUGUAUGUCUGCACUGUGGGUCCCCCAUUUUGUUACAGCUGGUGUUUUGUCUGACUGAUUUGAAGACCUCUUUUUGUGGACCUCAAAUUGGGUAUAAUUUGUUUAAGAACAAAAUGUUACAAACAAUUAUGGAGUCAUAUUUAUUAUUAUUAUUAGUGAUCAAUAAAGUUUUGAAAGCAUUCA
This is a messenger RNA of Magallana angulata, 2589 nucleotides long. RefSeq names its product cell division cycle protein 20 homolog. Gene Ontology annotation, biological process: positive regulation of anaphase-promoting complex-dependent catabolic process; anaphase-promoting complex-dependent catabolic process; positive regulation of ubiquitin protein ligase activity. NCBI's taxonomy places the organism in Eukaryota, Metazoa, Mollusca, Bivalvia, Ostreida, Ostreidae. Gene Ontology annotation, cellular component: anaphase-promoting complex. Gene Ontology annotation, molecular function: protein binding; ubiquitin ligase activator activity; anaphase-promoting complex binding. The record is from RefSeq and is a predicted model, not a curated record. The transcript has 10 exons. Bases 228 to 1802 code for a protein of 524 amino acids.